This is a messenger RNA of Panonychus citri (citrus red mite), 2661 nucleotides long. Its product is annotated as zinc finger SWIM domain-containing protein 7-like. The coding region runs from base 66 to 473 and encodes 135 amino acids. The record is from RefSeq and is a predicted model, not a curated record. NCBI's taxonomy places the organism in Eukaryota, Metazoa, Arthropoda, Arachnida, Trombidiformes, Tetranychidae. Gene Ontology annotation, molecular function: zinc ion binding. The transcript has 4 exons. Gene Ontology annotation, cellular component: Shu complex. Gene Ontology annotation, biological process: double-strand break repair via homologous recombination.
CUUUUUUUGAUUGUUUCAAUUUGUUUUCGGCUUUUGUUUACUUGAUUAGUUGGAAUAAUUAAAUCAUGACUUCUAAUUUGUUCAAAAUUUUUCAGUCGAUUUGUAGAUCGGUGCGUGAUGAACCAAGACCACAGGGAGACAACAAGCUUUCUGAUGACUACUUGACACAGCUUGUCUAUUUGUUUGGCGAUGAUCUUAUUAAUGCACUGACUUUGAUUGACGACAAGCGCAUCUAUUUGGUUCGAAGUGAUUCCGGUCGACAAGUAUUCAAGGUGCUCAGUCAAGAUAAACCGAUUCAUUACAUUUGUUACAAGAACGCUUAUUAUUGUACUUGUCUUGCAUUUAAACACAAAGUGAUCAGCUCGGACUCGAUUAUGUGCAAACAUUUAAUCGCUACUAGAAUUGCCGAUGCGAUGGGAUUGAUUGAAAUAGAAAAUAUCAAUGACCAGCAAAUGGCAGAUUUAUUAAAGUAAUCAAAAAGACACAAUAACUUGGUAAAUUAACUGAGGAGAUUUAAAGCAGAUUAACAAGAGGAAGUAGAGCGUCUCUCUUGUCAAGGUAAAGGUAAACUUUGGAAGGACCAAUGACCUUUGAAUAGGGAAACGUGGUCAGAAGACGAAGACAGAGUAAAGAAAAGUAAGAGAAGGUGAAGAUGAAGAUGAAGAUGAAGAUGAAGAUGAAGAUGAAGAUUAAGUGUUUUAAAGAGACUCUCGGACAAGGAGGAGGAGAAACAGUGUAACGGUAUUACAAUAAAAUGAGAGAUUCAACAUCAAUUAACUCUGUCUGCUUAUACAAUCUACAAAUGUUCCACGCGACCUGAAAGAGAAAAGGUGAGAGAGAAUACCAAAGGAGAGGGUGGACAGAGAGCAGAAUACGAAUAUGAUGAUGAGGGAGAGAGGACGAAGCAAGAAAUGAUAAGAGUACUAAAUAUUAUGCAUUUAGCUCCUUGUGUCUCCGAGGAUAGAAACGCGGAUCCAGGUUUAUGUCGCGUGCCACGAGUUACCUUUGACAAUAGAUCUUUUCUUUCAUUUAUCUAGUUUUGUGUUAACUCUCCUCGGGAGUAAAGAGAGUGAGAGAGGUUCGAUUGUAAAAACAGGAACCCUCCGAGCUUAAACACCUCUCUCUCUCUCUCUGUCUCUCUGUCUCUCUCUCCCUAUCUCUAUCUCUUUCUCUUCACUCUCUCCGUUUUACCCUCUUUCUUUUUCUGUCUCUGUUUCGCAUUUUCCAGGUGAAAGAGAAAAGUAAGACUUUUCUGCCACGCGUUUGAUGUGGAAGCUUUUUAUUAUCAUAAUAAUUGAAUAGCUUUGGAUGCAAUAAACUGGGGGAAUUUAAAUACAAUCAACUAUAAAAACUUUGUAUCUAAUAUUUGAUGAUUUCGAUUAUGCUUUCACCUUUUCUCCUCCCUAACAUAUGACAAACUAUUAAUUGUAAACUUAUGUUCACCCAACAGUCAAAGAGUUAGAUUAUAUAACAACAGUUUAAAUAGAAUGAAAAAAAAACUCGAACUUGGCCCAGGUGAGUUACCGAAAUGAUAUAAAGAGAAUCGAGUAAAAAACAGAAACAAACCUUAGGUAAUUCUCACAAUUGACUGCAAUAUUCAUUUACGACAUUUGUUUGGAAAUCACGCAACAUCAACAGAGAGACAAAGUUUCUAAUGAAAUUACAAUGUUUUCUUUUUAUUAUUCAGCUACUUGUAAUUUAUAUGAUCAGUACAUUGCGAAUAUUAUCAUUACCAUUGGAAUUAUCAUUAUCAUUGUACAAACAAUAAUGAUACAAAGUUUCCUAUGAGGUUAAGUGAACCGUCAAAGUUUCCAAAAGAAAAGCAAAAAACGAUGAUUAUUAUAAUGAUCAAGUUAUAACGGGGAAUUGGCAAGUCUUGAUUGUUGAUGAUUCGGUGUUGAUGAUGCAGCUGAAAACUGAUCUCCGGCUACUGAAUAUCAAGGGAAACGAAACAAAAGUGAAGUGAUAAUGUUAAUCAUAGAUUAUGAUGAUCAUUAUAAUUACAUAGUAACUGUUUCCAUCUCAGGUCAGUGUUUGAGCAGACGAUUUUUCCAGGAACUGAUUGCGUUUUCAUUGACUGAUUAGCUUAUCUUAAUUGACAACUUAACCCAUUUGCUCUGGUCGUUGACCUCAACCAAGUUCGGCACUAAAAGCGAUUAAGAUAACAAUCAAAUCGAUGGACAAUUUGUACUGAUAGUUGCCAAGAAUAUGAUCAAAUACUGAUAACACUGUUUACGGUUUGUUGAUCUUCUAGUGACAAUAACCUUAAUAGCCUAAAGGUAAAUGGACAUUUCGUCCUAAGUUGACCUCUCUCUCUCUCUCUCUCUCUCUCAAUAGAUAUCAAUGGACACUGAUAAUCAUCAUCUGUUUCCUAACAAUCGAUCACCUUUUUUAAAAUUAACUUUCACACAAUUUAAAUUAAUGAACCAUAAUAAUAAUCACUAUCGAUAUUUAUAUCUGUAAAUGUAUCAGCAUUUACAACUAAUUGUUACCUGCAAGAUUAAUAGUAUUGCCAAGAUUAGAGUAAUUAUAUUAAUAAACAAUAAUUAGAUAUUAUUUUAUAUUAUUGGAAUGCUCUGGUUUCAGAUCAUUUUACGUUCCAUUGAUUAAGUUCCCAUGAUGAUGAUAUUAAAUUAUUUUAGUAAAUAUCAUAAUGAUGAU